GAAGGAAAACUGAAAAAGAUUUUUUUUUCUCGUUCCCUCUUUCAAAAUUGCAUUUCUUUUUCAUGUAAAAGUAAUUUUUUUCCUAUACGGAAAGUGUUGUCGAAUUUUUUACGAGGCGGUUAAUUCAUAACCUAAGUUAGGAUUUUCGAAAAGUCGAAUUAGCUUUAAUUUCAGGUGGCAAAUCUUGAUUUAUCUCAAUUAAGGGAUUUUUUGUUUUUUGUUCUUAUUUUUUUCCGGCUUUUCAUUUUCAACUUUUUCCGAUACUUAUCAAUCCUUCAGGUAAAGGCCCUCCGCCUUACGAGGGAAACGGCGGUGGUCUCGCUCGCGUGGUAUUUUGUUUCGCGAGCGAAAGCCAUUGUUGAGGAUUCUUGGCUUACAGUUGCAUGUAUUGGCAUCAUACUUCAUAGGUUUUCUUCCAUUAAGACGCGGUAUAAGCCAGAGCUCAAGCUUACACCGUCAAUGGAAGAGUACUAGCGUCGAGCAACGACAGACUGCCCUUUAUUUACGAUUUAUUGAACAUAGGGAUUAAUUUGGGAAUAUAGAGCAAUGGAUGUGGACGACCAGACUCACAACAGAGCUAUGCAAUCUCCGGCACCAAUGGAGAGGAAGCAACAUCGACAGCAACCACAACAACAAAACCAUCAACUAGAGAGCCAGGCUUCGACACCUGGACUUGGGUCUCCUCUUUCUUCGGCGCAACAACAGUCUGCAGCAGCUGCGCCUGCUGCACAAGGACAGCCGCAACCUCCAGUGGUGGGGUCGAGGUGUGCUCCCACUUAUUCGGUGGUGAAUGCGAUCAUAGAGAACAAAGAAGAUGGACCCGGCCCUAGGUGUGGGCAUACCCUAACGGCUGUGGCAGCUGUGGGAGAAGAAGGGACGCCUGGGUAUAUUGGGCCCAGGUUGAUUCUGUUUGGUGGUGCCACGGCACUAGAAGGGAAUUCUGCUUCUUCUGGGACUCCAUCAUCAGCUGGAAGCGCUGGCAUCAGACUAGCAGGUGCUACUGCUGAUGUGCACUGUUAUGAUGUGUUAUCCAAUAAAUGGUCUAGGAUCACACCCUUUGGAGAGCCACCUACACCAAGGGCAGCACAUGUGGCCACUGCUGUCGGGACUAUGGUAGUUAUUCAGGGUGGAAUUGGUCCAGCCGGCUUGUCUGCUGAGGAUCUUCAUGUUCUUGAUCUCACACAACAACGACCACGGUGGCAUAGGGUUGUCGUUCAAGGCCCUGGGCCAGGGCCAGGGCCACGCUAUGGCCAUGUAAUGGCUUUAGUAGGGCAAAGGUAUCUCAUGGCAAUUGGUGGAAAUGAUGGAAAACGACCUUUGGCAGACGUAUGGGCCUUGGACACUGCUGCCAAGCCUUAUGAAUGGCGUAAAUUGGAACCCGAAGGGGAAGGUCCACCUCCAUGCAUGUAUGCUACUGCGAGUGCACGAUCUGAUGGCCUUCUUCUGCUCUGUGGAGGGAGGGAUGCAAACAGUGUGCCAUUAGCAAGUGCAUAUGGGCUUGCAAAACACAGGGAUGGCCGUUGGGAAUGGGCAAUUGCUCCUGGUGUCUCACCAUCACCAAGAUAUCAACAUGCAGCAGUUUUUGUCAAUGCAAGGCUCCAUGUUUCUGGUGGGGCACUUGGUGGAGGACGCAUGGUUGAAGACUCAUCAAGUGUUGCAGUGUUGGAUACUGCUGCGGGAGUUUGGUGUGAUACAAAAUCUGUUGUUACUAGCCAGAGGACAGGUAGAUACAGUGCCGAUGAUGCUGGUGGAGAUGCUUCUGUCGAGUUAACGAGGCGUUGCAGACAUGCAGCUGCAGCUGUAGCUGUUGGUGACUUAAUAUUUAUUUAUGGUGGUUUACGUGGUGGAGUGUUGCUUGAUGACCUGCUUGUUGCUGAAGACCUGGCAGCUGCUGAGACAACAACAGCAGCUUCACAUGCUGCUGCUGCAGCAAAUGCUGCUUCCCAUGCACGGUUACCUGGAAGGUAUGGAUUUAUUGAUGAAAGAGCAAGGCAAACAAUGACUGAAGCAGUUCCUGAUGGAGCUGUUGUGCUGGGAACUCCAGUUGCUCCUCCUGUAAAUGGAGACAUGUAUGCUGACAUAAGCGCUGAGAAUGUGAUGCUUCAAGGAUCCCGGAAAAUGGACAAAGGUGUUGAUUAUUUGGUUGAGGCAUCAGCUGCGGAAGCUGAGGCUAUAAGUGCCACACUUGCCGCUGCCAAGGCACGGCAAGUUAAUGGAGAAGUUGAACUUCCUGAUAGGGAUCGAGGGGGAGAGGCUACACCUAGUGGAAAACAGACGUCUACCUUUAGUAAGAUGCCUGAUAAUGCUGGAUCAAAUAAUGUUGCACCUGCUGGAGUUCGGCUUCACCAUAGAGCUGUUGUUAUAGUAGCAGAGACUGGUGGAGCUUUGGGUGGAAUGGUCAGACAGCUUUCUAUUGAUCAAUUUGAAAAUGAAGGCAAGCGGGUUAGCUAUGGGACUCUUGAGAACGCAAGCGCAGCCAGGAAACUAUUAGAUAGACAAAUGUCAAUUAAUAGUGUCCCCAAAAAGGUCAUUGCACAUCUUCUGAAGCCUCGUGGUUGGAAACCUCCAGUUUGUCGACAGUUUUUCUUAGACUGCAACGAAAUAGCAGAUCUCUGUGAAAGUGCUGAAAGAAUAUUUACCAUUGAACCAACUGUUUUACAGCUGAAAGCUCCUAUUAAGAUUUUUGGUGAUCUACAUGGACAAUUUGGAGAUCUUAUGCGCCUUUUUGAUGAAUAUGGCUCACCUUCAACAGCUGGGGACAUUGCAUAUAUCGAUUAUCUCUUCUUAGGGGAUUAUGUGGACCGAGGCCAACACAGCUUGGAGACCAUUGCUCUUCUGCUUGCAUUGAAGGUUGAGUAUCCCAAUAAUGUACAUUUAAUUCGGGGGAAUCAUGAAGCUGCGGAUAUCAAUGCACUUUUUGGAUUUCGGAUUGAGUGUAUUGAGCGCAUGGGUGAGAGAGAUGGAAUAUGGGCAUGGCAUCACAUAAACAAUUUAUUCAAUUGGCUUCCUCUGGCAGCUCUAAUUGAAAAGAAAAUCAUCUGUAUGCAUGGUGGCAUUGGUCGGUCUAUAAAUCAUGUGGAACAGAUUCAGAACCUACAGCGUCCAAUUACGAUGGAAGCUGGCUCGAUCGUUCUUAUGGAUUUAUUAUGGUCCGAUCCAACGGAAAACGACAGUGUGGAAGGGUUGCGACCAAAUGCUAGAGGUCCAGGUUUGGUUACUUUUGGGCCUGAUCGUGUCAUGGAAUUCUGCAAUAAUAAUGACCUCCAGUUGAUUGUUCGUGCCCACGAGUGUGUUAUGGAUGGCUUUGAACGCUUUGCACAGGGACAUUUAAUCACCCUUUUCUCUGCUACCAAUUAUUGUGGUACUGCUAAUAAUGCUGGUGCAAUCUUAGUUUUGGGUAGAGAUCUUGUGGUUGUUCCAAAACUCAUUCAUCCUUUACCCCCAGCAAUUUCAUCACCAGAAGCAUCAACGGGAGGUCAUACAGAAGAUACGUGGAUGCAGGAGCUGAAUGCCAACAGACCUGCAACACCAACCAGAGGUCGUCCUCAAGCAGAAGAUGCAAAUGACCGAGGCUCACUUUCUUGGAUAUAGUAGAUCCUUCAAAUUGAUUUUAUAUAUACUCAUUCGGGCUCAUGCUAUACCCACCUGGGGAUUCCAGUGCUCUGUAUAGAGCAUGAUGCCAUAUACAGGCAUUUUUUAAUUUUUUGGCAGUUUCAGCAGACUGUUGGCCUUGAGAUCAUGAAAGAGAUGCAAGUUCAGGAACAAGAUUGCCAUUAACGGUUGGUUUGCUUUUUGGCAAUGUGCUGAAAGUUGCACUUAAGGCUUCGCCCUCUGUAAAUUGAGUGUAGAAAGCAGGCAAUCGGGUGGUUUCUUCGAUUGGUUGGUAGUAUUUUUCACAUUUAGCAUAUAUAUUCGUCAUUUUAGAUCAAAUAUUUUUCUGCCCUACUUUGAGGUCUCCAUUAUAUGUGAUGAUGAGAGAGAUAAUAUAAAUAUGCGUAUCAUAUAGAGGGUUAUAUAUUGGUGUAAUUUUCACAUUAUGUGAUUUGUACAAUAUUGUAAUGUUUUUGUGUGAAGAUAAAAGAAACUUUAGUAAA
This is a messenger RNA of Hibiscus syriacus, 4094 nucleotides long. RefSeq names its product serine/threonine-protein phosphatase BSL3-like. Lineage: Eukaryota; Viridiplantae; Streptophyta; Magnoliopsida; Malvales; Malvaceae. Gene Ontology annotation, molecular function: protein binding; phosphoprotein phosphatase activity. The record is from RefSeq and is a predicted model, not a curated record. Gene Ontology annotation, biological process: brassinosteroid mediated signaling pathway. The transcript is spliced from 21 exons. Bases 547 to 3591 code for a protein of 1014 amino acids.